CGUUUCCCUCCCUCCCCGCCAGAGGGUUUUUAGUCCCGUACGAGUGGGAGGCAACGCAGAAGUUAAGCCAAAGCGAAGCUUCAGAAAUCCCCCAGAAAUGGAGUCCCUAGCGAAGGUCCAUCAACGCCCACACCCUCUGCAUGUUUCUCUCUAUCGCCGUCCAGCAUUUACGAGACCCGUUUCCUCCGUCUCGUCCCACAGGACCUCCUCAAAGUUGAGAAUGUCUAUCAGUAUCAGAGCCUUCUCUACGCCUAUCUCUUCGAAACCACAAGAUCUCCAUUAUUCUAGUCCUCCGGUUGAAGUCCUAAAACCGCUCGCCUCUCUUCUCAAAACCACCUGCAUCGCUUUGGCUGCCACCGCGCUCUUCUUCAACAGUUUCAGUAAGCCCUCAUUUGCCGCCCCCGUCGCCCAACCCACUGUUGAGUCCACCAAAGACACAUCCGAAUCUGAUUACGAAGAAGAGAAAGAGAGAACCCUCGAAGAGUAUUUGGAGUCCAAUCCCGCCGAUAUUAAGGCGCUCAGAUCCCUCAUGGAGGUUAAGAUCAAAGCACGCAAGCUUCAGGAAGCCAUCUUCGUGAUUGAUAGAUUGAUCGAAAUUGAACCCUCAGAGACUGAAUGGCCUCUACUGAAAGCCCAUAUUCAGAAUUACAGCGGAGACAUCGAAUUAGCCAAGUUAGGGUUUGAAGAGAUUAUCUCUAAGGAUCCCCUUCGUGUUGAAGCAUACCAUGGGCUAGUAAUGGCAACCUCCCAGUUAGAGUCGGGAGACUUGGGAGACGUCUUGAAAAGGAUUGAGAGCGCAAUGGAAAAGUGUAAGAAGGAGAAGAGGAAGGAGGAUUUGAGAGAUUUCAAAUUGCUGGUUGCUCAGAUUAAGGUCAUUGAGGGUAACUACACGGAUGCUCUGAAGGUUUAUCAGGAGCUUGUAAAGGAAGAGCCAAGGGAUUUCCGACCAUAUCUCUGUCAAGGGAUUAUCUAUACUUUAUUGCAGAAGAAAGAUGAGGCUGAGAAGCAGUUCCAGAAGUAUCGACGACUCGUUCCAAAGGAGCACCCCUAUGCUCGUUUCUUCGAUGAUAAUAUGCUUGCGACCAAAGUUUUCUCACAAAUGGCGGAGGACCAGAAAACAGGUUCGAAGAGCUGAGAAAUGGGUGUUGUUCUUAUAGUUUUUGAAUAACAGGUUUCAGUUUCAUCAUCAUUAGCAGGGUGGUGUUGUAAAGUUGGCUUUUCUGCUUUACUCUCUUUGUUUAUUUUUGUAGCGAUGCUUUUGAUUCUUAGUCUCUUCUUAGCGUGGCCAAUUUUAGAGGUGUCAUAAAUCAAUUUUGUUGUCGGCCAUGAAAUUUAUUGAGUUCUUGGUUAUUGUCUAUUAUUUUGGGUGUUCCUUUACAUGGCAGUGGCAUUGUAUGAGCUGUUUAUGGUUUAUUGUCGAUUCUUAGUAAAUGAUGUUAUACUA
Macadamia integrifolia is the source of this 1444-nucleotide messenger RNA. Its product is annotated as protein SLOW GREEN 1, chloroplastic-like. The transcript has a single exon. NCBI's taxonomy places the organism in Eukaryota, Viridiplantae, Streptophyta, Magnoliopsida, Proteales, Proteaceae. Gene Ontology annotation, molecular function: protein binding. The record is from RefSeq and is a predicted model, not a curated record. Gene Ontology annotation, cellular component: chloroplast thylakoid membrane. The coding region runs from base 98 to 1135 and encodes 345 amino acids.